Fomitopsis serialis is the source of this 2004-nucleotide messenger RNA. RefSeq lists its product as uncharacterized. NCBI's taxonomy places the organism in Eukaryota, Fungi, Basidiomycota, Agaricomycetes, Polyporales, Fomitopsidaceae. The record is from RefSeq and is a predicted model, not a curated record. The coding region runs from base 330 to 1673 and encodes 447 amino acids. The transcript has 4 exons.
GGGCAUAAGUGAUCCGUGCUGGUCUCUCCGUGCACGAUGCAGCCUCGAGGCCGCGGGGACAUGCACAGCGAGCCCGGGGAGAUUUGGGCGCAGAGAACCGCCAUGGCCGCCGUUUGCAGUCGACACCAGCGGGCCCACCGCCGCCAGUGCCCCGCCGUCGCUGGGCCUCGCUCGUAAACCCAUGAUCCGCCCAAAUGGCCUUGAUCAGCGUGAAAAGGAACCGCAUGCAUAUGCCUUCUUCGAGUUCAUUCUCAGCCGACAGCCUUGCAUCCCCCUUAUAGCACCGCUCGUUCGCCUCCGACUAUCUCCUCCUCUGCCUGCCUCUCGCGAUGUGCUAUGCUCUGGGCUCCCUCGAGCAGGCCACCGGAGUUUGCCCGAUGUGCAAGGUCUUCAAACCCGUAGGCGGGGCUCGGUGUCCCCAUGUGAGGGAAGUCUGCCGCAAUAGGGCAGCCCAUCCCCGAUGCGACGUAGUCUACCUCAAGAACGCGGAGGUGCAGACCUUCAGUGGGUGCGGCUAUUGCAAGUGGGCUGCCACCAAUCCGCCGCAGACCUACUCUGGUUACCAGAACCCCGGGUGGCCGGGAUGCUGCCGGUCUCCGAAAUCGGACGAGCAGAGGCUCAUCGGCGCAGCAGACUGGCCUGCUGUCAGCCUGAUCCACCACAUUCCUAUCCCGCCGGAUGUGAAGGCUGUCUUGGAUAGUCUUACCACCCGGCCGGGAAUGACCAGUCCCAGCGGAGGCAAUCGCGCCACAAAUGUAUCAGCUACUGCACCUUCGAUGUCGCGGAGAUCCAGCUACCAGGUUUCCAGCCCGACUAGGGCGGAGAACGCUGCGACCAGAAGCGCGGCGAUGCCGAUCUCUCCUAGAGGUCGAUCUGGCGGUAGUCCUCAGCAGGCGACCUUGGCCCUUGCCAGUAGCGGCUCUCGACACGCGACUGCGAAUGGGGACGGGUCAGCGUCAUCGUUGCCAAAUCGAUCCGCUAUGGAUCAAUUCCAAGGCUCGCGCCGCUCGAAUGCUGAGCACGGCGAGAAACGCUCCGACUCCACCAAUUCUUCUCAGCACUCGCCUGGCCACAGGAACAUUGAUCUCGGCGGAUCGGUGUCGCGCCGCAGUACCGAACGAAGAUCCUCUGUAUCUAACGUCGCGGCAGUAUCGGUCAGUAAAGCCGCGAUGGAAGCCCAGUCUCCGCGGCGUCGCACGCAGACGGCGAAGUCAGACUCCCCUCCUCCUGCCGCUCCUGCUACGAAGAGCGAGCGUCCGAGCGCCGCUCCACCGCCUCUGAAACGUGCCACUAGUACGCUGGAGAAAUCUCUCAAGGAAUUGAACAUAUCCAGCGCGUCCAGCAGCAGCAGUGGCAGCACGACCUCCGAGACCACUAUCAUAUCCGACGGAGGUUUCACGGACUAUCUGUCCGACGAGUCUGAGGCGGAGCUGCAGCGACAGGCAGAAGUGAAAGCUGCGUUGCUGGCUCAGAGCCAGGCUGAAGAGGCAGAGUUCCGUGUUGCUCGCCAGCAACUCGCCACGGUCGAUCUGCGUCCUCCGAAGUCAUGGAACGGCACCAAUAAUGCUACCCCUCGCUCGCAGACGUCGGCCACGCGUCCUCCUACGUAUCGUCAAACCUCCGACUAUAAUAUGUCGUCUGGAAAGACCAGCGUGGCGCAGGGAAGGAGUUGACCAUCAGGUUUUAAUAUUCCGGUCUGUCUACUACGCGCUGAUCUAUGGAAUGCUUGGAGGGACGUCAAAGGAUUCGAUGGUGUACUCAUAACAUCCUCAUUUGUAUUCCCCUUGUUCCACUAGCGACUUUGUAGCUCUGUGACGGUCUCGGGCAUGCUGCAUCUAUGUACUCAAGUGUAUCUACUGCAAUCUCGGUGUAUCUGGUCCUAUGGUUCUAUGCUAUGCUUGGCUCGGAUUCAUCUGCAGCGUCACAUCCCUCCUGGAUUCCUGCAACGAUAUUUAGGAUAGCGAACAGUGUGCCCAUUACGUUGUGCAGGGCCCAGGCAACGAC